GAGCUCGAGAGAGAGCGGAGAAGAGAGAAAGAGAGAGAGAAGGAACAGGCAAUUACACCCAGCCCCUCUCCAACAGCCCCAUUCCUCGCCUCCUUCAGGCCGAGCGGAGCAGCAGCACGAGCAAUAGGAUUUAACUGAGGAUAACGCGCAUCAAUAGGAUCUGAGAUUUCUCGGGGAUUGGUCACCAAAGACGGAGGGGGAAAAAAGGAUACAGUGUCGCAAAGAAAUAGUUGUCAUUACAGAGACAAGAGAGGGGAACAAGUCAAUCGGAAUCCGACAGAUUCCGCGGCUCUUUACAACUACAGGACGCCUCCGGUUCUCACCUGUGCGUCGUGCAUGUCCUCUCUCCGGGGAUAAAAGUGCGUAAAUUUUUUUUUACCGUUUUUACGCACGGUGACACGCCGAGCUGGAGAGACGCGGAUACGGUCUUGGACGCACGAUGCUGAUCGGUACGUCGGCCCAGGGCAGCCCCCUCCUGGCUUCCCUCCCCGUCCCAGGACGGCCUCUACAGCCUCAGCUCGACCUCAAACACCUCCUGCCCUUCAGACUCAAUGGAUCCUCCCCUCUCAGCCUCUUCCCUAACUUUAACACGAUGGACCCUGUCCAGAAGGCAGUGAUCAACCACACAUUUGGAGUCCCGCAGCCCCUCAAGAAGAAACAGAUUAUCUCCUGCAACAUUUGCCACCUGCGCUUUAACUCAACGAACCAAGCAGAGGCCCACUAUAAGGGCCACAAGCACGCCCGGAAGCUCAAAGCCAUGGAGGCCCAGAAGAACAGGCAGCGACGAGCUGGGGAGGCCUCGUCCUCAGGAAGGGAGAGAGACAGAGACAGAGACAGAGACCGGGAACGAGAUCGGGACAGGAGCAAGACAUCUACAUCUGAGGCAGCUCUUCCCGCGCUCAUGGAUACAAGCUUAGUGGAGGGAACAAGUCUUCAGUCUGACCUAGAACCAGCCAACCUGGAAGCCAAGCUUGAGGAGAGUCCCAGGAGCUCAGUUAUGUUGACGCCAGUAUCCGAGGUUUCUUCCAUGGAGCUGGUCACCCUUUCCCCUCCUCAGAUUUCACCUUCCUCACAGCACUCAGAGACUGCCUCAGACACCAGCGCCCCUGAAGUCCCAGAGGCUAUCGAGGCUGCGGGCCCAACCACUGAGCCCGGCAGCCAUGCAGACGCAUCCAGCAUCAAAGAGGAGUCUCGUACAGAUGAGGACAAAGACCCCAAGAAGAGCAAGGCUCACCUCCAUUGUCCUGUCUGUAAAGUCACAGUCAACUCCAUCUCCCAACUGGAAGCACAUAACAGCGGCACAAAGCACAAACUGAUGCUGGAAGGUCACAGUGUUCUGCCUCGGCGCAGGGGGAAGGUGGUGGCAGCUCGCGCCGGCUGCAAGAGCAAGAGGCUGGCUAGCAAAGGCAGCGUCGGCGUGCCCAGCAAGAACUUUCAGUGUGAAGUGUGUGAGAUCUUUGUGAACUCUGAGACCCAGCUCAGCCAGCACAUGAAUAGCAGAAGGCACAAGGAUAGGCUGGCUGGAAAACCACCCAAACCCAAAUUUACCCCCCACAGCAAGAGCCAGCCAAGCACCAGCUUAGCGAACGUGAGAUGGAGUGGCUAUGCAGGCGUGGCUGUGUCUGCCAUGAAGAAAGCGUUCAGCCAGUACAAUCUCACCUCCCUCUCCUCGCAGACCAAACUGGCCUUGCAGAAGCAGCUGACCAAGAGCUUGACAACUGGUUUCCUGCCCAGCCCCCUCACCCAGCCAACUCUGUGCACAGUGGCGACUAACCCGCUGGCUCUACGCCACCCAGUGGGCACCACCACCUUCAUCCAGACCCCCUUCCUGGGCCCUGCACUGUUUCGGCCCGCCCCGGGGCCGCUGCGGGCCACACACACACCCAUCAUCUUCUCCCCCUACUAAAGACUUGACCCACUUCCCAUCUGAGCUCCACCCUUGUCCCUUUACCAAACCCCAGGCCCUCCUUUAGUGUGACCCACAUGACAAAGGCCACACGCAAACUAUGCAGCCCGCCUGACUUACAAUGGAAAGAGUGCACAAGUCCUGACGCUCAGGAGGCCAUCAGGCCUGAGAGCUGUUCCUAUCAUAAAGGCCAAGGUCCCCCAUCAUGCCUUCUUUCUGCUCCUCUUAUCAUGACCUAAGGAGCAGGACAGGCCUCCAGACAGUGACUGGUGCACAGAGGCCGCUUUUAUAGCCAUUUCAUGGGUCAACAUGGUUUGGAUUAUGGAUAUUAUUGUGUAAUUUAUUAGAGAACAAAUAUAGACAAGUCUAGAUGUAUGUUUAGUGUGGUUGCCACAAAAUAAGGUCCCUUUACUUGAUGCUCUUUUAAAACAUUUUUAACUUAUUGGUUUGGGGGUUUGAUGAAAGGUGGGAGGAUCAUAGGUCAUUAACGCAGCUGAACCCGAGGCACCCUCCUGUACGGCUGGACAAGCCACUCGCAUUGAUCAGUGUUGUCAACUAACAAGCUCAAAGGAUCGUCUGAGAGCAGUUGCUGUCACAUUUCAUCUUGGAUAUGGCAAUUGGCAAACAGUCCUCACUGUGGGUGGUAUGUGAAGCUAUAACUACAUAAUGUAUUUCCACAUAUUAAAACCCAGUUAGAACCAUUUUUGCAUCUCCAGCUGUUUCUCCGGGCCCUUAACUCAUACAAAUGAAAACUUCUUUCUUCUUUCUGAGUCACAGCCACAGUCAUAGCCCUCCAGAUUUCUUUUCCUUUCCUUUAUCCCCAGGAUUAAGCACUCAUUAAGGUCCAGAAAAGGUCAGCUUGUCAACUUGACUUUGUUUCAAUUUGCAAAUCUGUCUUCUGGAAUGAUUUUUUUUUUGUUCCUCUCCAGUGCAUCAUUCGUGCAACACAGCUUGAUUAUAUUCUCACCAAGCUAGUGGCAUGAAAACAUUUUUUCAGCUAUGGAUGUCUUACAUUGCAAAAUGCCAUUAUUCCUUUCCACUUGUGACUGCUCUUUUUCUUUUCCUUCACCCUGCCGUCACCUCGCUGUUGCCCUUGAUUUUCUGCAGCAUGAUCUCAGCAUGAGAUGAUGAUGAGGAGGAGGAGCGGGGAAAAGCCUCCCGCCCAACAAACGCACACGCAACCGCGCACACGAUGAAAACAGAAUGGAUAACUUCAAGACCUGAUGGAAUUUCAGAGCUCAGUGAAGAGUUUGGAUGACAGUGGGAGGGGAGGCUGCUCAGCCACUUUUUGAUUGACAUCCUGUUGCGGUGUCGGCGCACAGCGUGGGAGGGAACAAAGCACAGUGCCAUGGCAACCACAUUAAAAGCACCUUAAAACUGAUUUACUUACAAAAGCAAUGUGUUGAUAGUCACCUUUGUUUUGCCCUAGGUGUAUGUUUUUACAAUCCCAUGUCGGUUUUAUUUGAAAGGAAAAAAAAAACAAUCAGGUGAGAAUGAUCACAUUAUGGUUUAUCCAUAUCAAGACAAGUCUCACAUUUAAAGCAAUACAUUCAGUAUGUUUAUGUUUAUGAUGUGUUUUCAGUGUGUCGAUGGCUUUAUCUAUUCUAUACUGUGCACAUCUGUAACAAUGUAUUAUGUACUCCAACACAGCCAAGGGCCAACACUGAAUUGUCAGUGAAGAGUCAUUUGAAAUGAGGGGCUGUCCUGACGGUGCUGCCCUCGAUGCUUGACGCUCACAGUCCGUCUCCACAUGUUGUGACUCCGGACUGAGCCGUUUCCAUUUAUAGCUGCUCUCGCGCUGUGGAGAGGGUGCUUCAGCGCCAUAUGACAUUGCUGUUUCACUUUUCAGUGGAGCAGGGGAACUUUUGUAUGACUUCCACUGAGCAAAACAAUGUUAAGUCAGAGACAAGUGUUUGGGAUAAGUGUCACAAGUGCAACAUCAACUGUCAUAUUGCUGUCCAUGUGCUGUCCCCUUCUCUCACCACCCAGGAUAUCUACUGACACUCAGCCCUCCCUCUGCCGACAUGAACUGUCGGCAAGGUCUCAUAAGGACUGGGAGCGUACACACCUCAUCCUUCCUUCAACACUCAUACCAAAUCACGUACUCUUAAAUUACAGUAAUGGAGCAAAUCCUAUGCAUUUCUCAUUGUGCAAUAUGUAUAGUUGUCUGUGAUGCAGCAGUGCCAUCUGUCGUAAGAACCCUGUAAUUGCCAUCCAGUACUAGUGCUUCUACAAAACCUUUGAUCCUAUGUACAUUUCUGUUUAAGGACCCCCAAGUCUUUCUGGGUAAGCGAGGCCAUACUGAUGUGAUUCUCCCCAGUCGCACUACUCAGUGAACCAGCCAGCCUUUAAUCUUCACUGUUUGUUUGUUUCUAUCGCUCAGUGGGAACUCUGACCUAAAGAACUGAAACUUUCUUAAAAUAAAGAAUCUAGAGAAGGCAAAUUAUAUGUAGAAAUCAUAGAGUAACUAUAGAGAUUUUAUCAGAGUUGUUAUCUGUAUCACAAUGAACUGCUAUCAUAGAAGAGAGUAGAUUAUGUUAUCGUAGGCUCUGUGCGGCAUACAGGGACAGGAAAAACGCUUUGCUUUCUUUUGUUCUUUGUUUAUUUACCAACAUGUUUUUUUAAGUACAAGAGAAAAUAUUUAAAAUUAUCCUUUUUUUGUUUGAGUGAGCUUUUUUUUUUCUCCUUGUGGACGGUGACUGAAUUAAUAAUGUAAUUCAAGGCCUUUUUAGACAAUAUCCUAAAGUCACAUUAGCCAGGCCUUCUCAGGGGUGACAGGUUGAGCAAAUGCUAACAUGACCAUCCAUUCAGGGUAUCCCUCCAUAGCUCUAGAGAGCAGGAAACACUGUACACAUGGAUGGAUUGACAAAAAAAACUUACAGUGCUGUACCAUAGAGAGGACAAGGGAUGGAUUUUGGAAAAUAAAGCUUUUAGAACUUGUAAGAAAUGGUUUUAAUGAUUAUGUGAAUGUGUGUGUGUGUGUGUGUGUGUGCUUUUCCUGCGUCAUCAUGGGUAAAAAACAGCAACAUCUCAGACUGACUCAGAUUGAUUUUCGAGCAGCAACAAUAUGUGUGUGGGUGUGUGAAGAAAGGGAGAAAAAAAUGACAGAAAACUCAGGCAGAUGAUUGCUAAUGAAUAAACAGUGGCAACAUGAAUGCUCAGAUUUGCGAAAAUGCUCAAAAUUGCACUUUCUUUGAUUAAAUUAUGUUGCAGAGAAAAGAAAGAAAACAUCACUGUUUUAAAAUUCGAUUUAUUAAUCCGUUUGUAAACAAAAUGAAUAAAAAUAA
Epinephelus moara (kelp grouper) is the source of this 5193-nucleotide messenger RNA. RefSeq names its product zinc finger protein 385C (gene znf385c). Gene Ontology annotation, molecular function: zinc ion binding; nucleic acid binding. The record is from RefSeq and is a predicted model, not a curated record. Gene Ontology annotation, cellular component: nucleus. NCBI's taxonomy places the organism in Eukaryota, Metazoa, Chordata, Actinopteri, Perciformes, Serranidae. The coding region runs from base 440 to 1906 and encodes 488 amino acids. The transcript has 9 exons.